CCAUUGUGGAUCCACGAUACAAAAAAGAAGGAUUUCGUUUACAGAUCAAUGCUGAUCAAGGCGCCGUUUUGUUGGAAAACAUGUUGACUAACUACAACGGAGAACAACCUGAAGAACCGGAAGCAGAACAGCCAGUACAAGUCUCACACGAGCAAACUCUGCUUAAGUUUAUAAAAACCAAAAUAGAAAAGAAGAAAAGAAACAAUAGAGUCGACGCAAUUGUGGUUCUUCGACAAUAUUUUGAAAAAAUGAAUACCGGAAAUGAUUGCAACCCAUUAGAGUAUUGGAAGAGCAAUGAAAGUGACAUGCCAGCUCUAGCCAAUGUGGCAAGGAAAGCUCUGUGUGUUCCCGCAACCUCGACGGAGUCCGAGCGGAUGUUCUCAAAGGCCGGACAAACUAUUUCGGAUCGUAGAUCCGCGCUGAAACCGAAAAUUGUUGAUAAACUAUUGUUUACCGGAAUACCUUUUUAUUUAUAGACAAUUCGACGUGAGGCGGGCAAAUGACGAGCACAAAGCGAGCGUAAGAUUGCCGUAGGCAGAGCGUCAAAGCAGAGCGCAAAAGCAAUGCCGGCUAAAAGAAGCACAAAUACAAAUACAAAUGCGAAUGCGAAUACAAUAAAAAAUCAAAGGAAGAGGAGAAUGUGAAGACAAAAGCAAAUGCACACACAGUACAACU
Molecule: messenger RNA, 675 nt
Organism: Drosophila obscura
Lineage: Eukaryota; Metazoa; Arthropoda; Insecta; Diptera; Drosophilidae
Product: zinc finger BED domain-containing protein 4-like
Exons: 2
Coding region: 81-476 (131 amino acids)
Molecular function (GO): protein dimerization activity
Source: RefSeq, a predicted model, not a curated record